UUUGGCUCAAGAGCAUAUCUUGAGCCAGAGAGCAUGGGGAACACUCCGCCGAAAGAUAUCUUCGGGCUAGAGGCCACAACUUCAUCUCGUUCCUGUGUGGAAGGCCUGAACGCUUACUAUGAGGCAGUCCUGGCAUACAGACCGUUUCCAGCAUGGUCCAGUGCUUCAGAAGAGGCCUUGAAGGAGGAUCCCAAAUGCCCCAUGGCGCGAGUCCUCUCGGCAGACUGCGCCUUUUGUCAGGGUGAUGGAGCAAAAUCAAAGGAACUCUUGGAGCAACUGGUCCAUGAGGACUCAGAGAAGUGGUCUUGGAGGGAGCGCAAAUAUGUGGAGGCCUGGCGCUUGUGGGUUUUGAUGAGCGACCCUGUUGGAUGCUACAACAUUCUCGCAGAGGUGGUGCAGCGCCAUCCAAGUGAUCUAUUUGCUGUAAAGCGUGGGCAUAUUAUGGGGCUCAUACUUGGCGAUGGACAAAAAAUGCUGGAUAUUGUGGAGAUAGCUGCAGAGAAGAGUGGGAAGGCUGUUCCUCCCCCCAAGUACUUGCACGGCAUGUGGGCGUUCGGUCUUGAGCAGCAAGGCCGCUACCAGGAUGCCGAAAGGAUUGCAAAGGAAGGCUUAGCCUUUGAGUCCAGUUUGGGGCCAGAUGCCUGGCUUGACCACGGGAUGGCUCAUGCUUUGUAUUUUCAAGGCGAGGGGAGACUGGCAGAUGCGGAAGAAUUCUUAAAACAGCGAUGCAGCAAUUGGUCAAAGGAGGCACUGCAUCCGUUUCUUUACACACACUGCUGGUGGCACCUUGCUCUACUGCACUGUGAGCGGGGCAACUUUGAUGACUGCUUGGCGAUAUUUGAUGAGAGACUCUGGCCUGAAGGCUCCACUGGCUUGGAGCAAGGCAAAGAUCCGCAGGUUCAGUUGAAUGCGUUGAAUCUGCUUUGGCGGCUGGAGCUGAGACAGGUUGCAGUCCUUCCACGUUGGCGACGAGUUCUCGAAGGGUGCAAAGGACUUUCGUUGCCGAAAGACGGCGAGAAAGGUGCUUUGCAGCACAGUGAUUUGCUGCUUGACAUCCUUUUGAUCCGAGGGCUUUGCAUAGAUGCGAAGCAGGACUCUCAACCGUUGGAGUUGUUCCUGACCGCAGCAAAAGCUCAUGCGGAGGAGAUGGCGAAAGGAGCGGCUGGUGCAGAUGGCAGAGCCGAUGCCUAUGGAAGCCUGGCGCGUCUUGUUGCAGAAAUCUUCAGACCUGAUGUGCAAGAUACAUCAGAAAAUCUAGAUCGCCGUGCAAAGGCACGCGACGACGUGUGGGCACUGAGACCACAUUGGGGUUGCCUUGGAGGAAGUGUAGAGCAACGAGGCAUACUGCUUGAGGCAGUCAAAGGCCCUGUGGUGUGUGGCGAGCCCAAGUCCUGAGAGGAAGUGCCUCUUUGAUUUAAAAGCGCUUUGUACAGGUUCCAUUGAGUGAAAAAGUAUAUACACAACCAGUUACCUGAACUGGUCAUGCGCCCCAAUUAGUUUCUUAGAUCAUGCACCUACAAGCUUUUGACAAGUGGCAAAGUCCACAAGUGGGUGCACAUUGCCGCAUAUUGUUGAUCGAAGGGAUGCUGGCAAAGGCCACUGGUUCGCGAGAUUGGCAACUCUGUCAACUCUGCUGGUUUCUUUUGUACAAGGACACUACUAGGGGCUCCUGGCAUCGCUACUAGGAACAAGGGCCUUACUACUAGGAGCAAGAAACUAUUAAAAACAAGAAGCUACUAGGGUCUCGUACUACCUGCA
Molecule: messenger RNA, 1758 nt
Organism: Durusdinium trenchii
Lineage: Eukaryota; Dinophyceae; Suessiales; Symbiodiniaceae
Source: the annotation of a GenBank genome assembly